UACCAUGACAGCAUCUUUGUCACCGCUGGAGUAUCUUAUCGUGCAUUACAGAUGGGUUCUCGUGUGCUUUGUUCUGCUGCCUGUGUCUCUGGUGUACGACUUGUUCUACUACGUGAGGAGUUACAUCAUCUUCAAGCUGAACAGUGCUCCGCAUAAGCAUGGCGACAAAGUGAAACACGUACAGCGACAGGUGCGGCAGUGGAUUUCUGAUGGGCGGCCGACACAGAUGUGCACGGCACGGCCCGGCUGGCAGACCAUCAGCUUCCGCAGACCCGCCUACAAGAGCCGCCUGUACUGCGUCAGCGUCAACCUCAUGGAUGUCGUACGCGUCGAUGAAACCAAACAGACGGUACUGGUGGAGCCAAUGGUGAGCAUGGGGCAGCUGACGGCACUGCUGCUCUCCUCCGGCUGGACCAUCCCCGUUGUCCCGGAACUCGACGACCUCACAGUUGGAGGCCUUGUGAUGGGUACUGGGGUGGAGAGCUCUUCGCACAAGCACGGCCUCAUCCAGCACAUCUGCGUGUCCUAUGAGCUUGUCUUGGCUGACGGCAGUGUUGUUGUCUGUGAUAAGGAGAACAACGCAGACCUGUUUUACGCAGUCCCUUGGUCUUAUGGGACUCUGGGUUUCCUUACUGCAGUCGAAUUCAGAAUCAUCCCGUCCAAAAAGUAUGUGAAACUCGAUUAUAAACCCGUCAAAUCUCUAGACGAAACGGUGAAAGUUUUCUCAGAGGCGGCAGCCAGGAAAGAAGGAAACAUGUUCAUCGAGGGUCUGCAGUUCAGCUUGAACGAGGGCGUCAUCAUGGUUGGCAACAUGGUGGACGAUUAUGAACCUGGCAAGCUAAACGAAAUAGGUAAAUGGCACAAGCCGUGGUUCUUCAUGCAUGUGAAAUCUUUCCUGAAGAAGGGCGAAGGGACAGAAUACAUUCCGCUAAGAGACUAUUACCACCGACACACAAGAUCAAUCUUCUGGGAGAUUCAGGACAUAGUACCUUUCGGAAACAAUAUACUCUUCCGUUGGCUUUUUGGUUGGAUGGUUCCGCCCAAGGUUUCUCUACUAAAAUUGACACAGGGAGAAACAGUUAAGAAGCUGUAUGAGAAUAAUCACAUUAUACAGGACAUGCUCGUCCCGAUGCAAGAACUGAAGAAGUCAAUCGAAGUGUUUCACAAAGAGGUUGAGGUCUAUCCACUGUGGCUGUGUCCGUUCAAAUUAACCAACGAGCCAGGCAUGGUUCAUUCGUUUAGCGAUAAAGAUGAGUUAUAUGUCGAUAUAGGAGUAUAUGGGGUGCCUAAAGUUAAGAAUUUCCAUCCUGUGGACACAACAAGGCGCUUAGAAGAACAUGUAAGAAAUGUAAAAGGGUAUCAGAUGCUGUACGCAGACAGUUACAUGACGAAGAAGGAGUUUGAAGUCAUGUUUGAUCACACACUCUACUGGAAGGUCCGCGAUCAAUUAAAUUGCAAAGAUGCUUUUCCAGAAGUGUAUGAAAAAUGCAACAAGAGUGCCAGGAUCUAGCAUGCUCCACAAAUGCUCAUAAUUUUGUUAUUGUAAAGACUUUUUUAUUGAACAAUUAAAAUGCGAUUACUGCUAA
Molecule: messenger RNA, 1586 nt
Organism: Schistocerca piceifrons (Central American locust)
Lineage: Eukaryota; Metazoa; Arthropoda; Insecta; Orthoptera; Acrididae
Product: delta(24)-sterol reductase-like
Exons: 10
Coding region: 5-1510 (501 amino acids)
Biological process (GO): steroid metabolic process
Cellular component (GO): membrane; cytoplasm
Molecular function (GO): Delta24(24-1) sterol reductase activity; FAD binding
Source: RefSeq, a predicted model, not a curated record